AUGGCGGUUGCUUUCAGGCAGCAGAAAUGGAAAAGCUCUGUCUCCAUACAAGCAAAAAUGCCUCCUUGCGAUUUUGUACCUGAAAAAUAUGAAUCCUAUCCAUAUGAACGUAUGCAGAAGAUUCGUGAACAAAAUGUUUCUCCAUCACUGCGAUUGUAUUACAAGAAGCCGUUGUUGCUGCAUCAAGGAUAUAUGCAGUGGUUGUUUGAUUAUGAAGGACAAAGAUACCUUGAUCUCUUUGCUGGAAUUGUCACUGUCAGUGUUGGUCACUGUCACCCGAAGGUAACUAUGGCUACCCAGAAACAGCUCUCUCGCCUGUGGCAUACCACUAAUAUCUACAUGCAUCCGUCAAUCCACGAGUAUGCUGAAAAGCUAGCAUCUCUUCUUCCAGAUCCACUUAAGGUGGUUUAUCUAACCAACAGUGGGUCAGAAGCCAACGAUUUGGCUAUGUUAAUGGCAAGGCUAUAUACUCGUAACUUCGACAUCAUCGGUUUGAGAGGAGGAUACCAUGGAGGCAGUGCUUGCACGAUGGGAUUGUCAUCUAUUGGUCUUUAUAAGCAUGGUGUUGCCAAUGGCCUUGGCUGUCCAACAACAAUGUUACCAGAUGUUUUUCGUGGCCCAUGGGGAGGCAGCAAUUGUAGAGAUUCUCCAGUGCAAACUGUUCGGAAAUGCAGCUGUUCUAAAGGUGUAUGUCAUGCAAAUGACCAGUACCUUGAACAGCUCAAAGAUACUCUGAGUACCACGGUGCCAAAGACAGUAGCUGGAUUUAUUGCUGAACCAAUUCAAGGUGUUAAUGGAGCUAUUCAGUACCCAAGAGGUUUCUUAAAGAAAGCUUAUCAGCUUAUUCGGGAAAGAGGAGGCGUUUGUAUUUCAGAUGAAGUACAGACAGGAUUUGGACGGAUGGGCAGCCAUUUCUGGGGAUUUCAAACACAUGAUGUAGUCCCUGAUAUUGUUACUUUGGCAAAAGGAAUUGGUAAUGGUUUCCCAAUGGCAGCUGUUGUUACAACAAAAGAGAUUGCAAGUUCCUUGGCUCAAAACCUUCACUUUAAUACAUUUGGAGGAAACCCUUUGGCCUGCGCAGUUGGAUCUGCAGUUCUUGAUGCAAUUGAAGAAGAUGGUCUACAAAAAAACAGUGAGGAUGUGGGAACAUAUAUGCUACUGGAGCUGGCUAAACUGCGGGAUAAAUUCGAGAUUGUUGGAGAUGUCCGUGGCAAGGGACUUAUGAUUGGAGUAGAAAUGGUGACGGAUAAG
Messenger RNA from Mesitornis unicolor (brown roatelo), 1251 nucleotides. It is a transcript of the gene AGXT2, whose product is annotated as alanine--glyoxylate aminotransferase 2. The record is from RefSeq and is a predicted model, not a curated record. The annotation marks the transcript as partial. Lineage: Eukaryota; Metazoa; Chordata; Aves; Mesitornithiformes; Mesitornithidae. Gene Ontology annotation, cellular component: mitochondrion. Gene Ontology annotation, molecular function: pyridoxal phosphate binding; L-alanine:glyoxylate transaminase activity. Gene Ontology annotation, biological process: glyoxylate catabolic process. The transcript is spliced from 12 exons.